GCGGCGUGUUUUCGCAUCGGAAAUUCGCCGAGAGAACGAAUCGCCAUCUAACUAUCCGUAUAAAUAAUGACUGUAUUUUUUUCUUCAAUCGUUUUAUUUUUUUUUACGCAAAAUACUUCGUCAAUAUCGACGAUAUCGAGCGACAGUGAAUAUAUACCGCUACGAUACAGUGGCUGACCAGACACGGGAGCAUAUUUGGUGUCGAGUGUACCCAUUGUCACACACACACACACACACACAUGAGACGCCAGUCGAUCAAUUGACUAACGAGUGUGUAUGUUUUUGCGUAUCUACGAUCGCCGAGGUGGCGCGUUCGUAAAUCGCGGUUUAUUUUUAGUCGCUCGGCUUGAAAUUUUCAUAAACACUCGUCGCGUCGCGCUACCGUCACCCUCUUUGUCUUUCAUUCGCUACGUGCGUGUCAACGAGAGAGGCCGGCACGACGACGUGCGAUAUUAGCGCAAGCAUACCGACUUACGCUGGCUCGCCAGUUCUAUGUAAACACCGAAGUGAAAGCAAAUAUUAUUAGCAACACAGAGCCGGGGGAGCCGAAGCAGGGAGGCAUGCUCGUCUUCGUCGCUCGGGCGUUUUAGUUUCACCUACACCAAAAUUCUCGCAACGUCUCUCCACGAGUCGCCUGCAGGCAGACGGUACAAAUUGUUGUGCACUUUGUCCAUCCGGACGGACAGAUUGCCGAAGUUAUUAGUGGCGAGAUAUCAGCGCGGGUCUCGUCGAUAGACGACGAUUUUUGUAGAAAUCGGCCUGUGAAGAAAUUCGGAACCUCCUGCCGGGGAUCAUCAUCGUUGUGGCAUCGAGAGAGAGGUGUACGAUCGCUCGUGAUUCCACGUGUUUUUGUUCUUCGAGAAGAAAAACAAAGGUGGAGGAUAGCAGAAGUCUCGCGCGCUCUCACUCGUUGGUGCCCCGAUCGAUCCCAAGAUGCACAUCACUUGCAAAUGUUUGAACGUGUCCAUCAGAUCCAAGGGCAGUGAACUGCAGCCGAUCGACGUCGACAAGUUCGAGCUGACCGAGUUGGAAUAUGCCGAUGACUUCUUUCGCGAGGUUCUGGCAAGUGUACCGGGACUGGAGACUAUUACUAAGGAACAACCCGGUUUAGUGGAUAUAAAGAAUGUUGGGUCAUGGAUUAUACAUCGUUGUUACAAUUGCUCAAUGUAUACUCACGCUGUCCACAGGGAAUACGGUGCUGCUUUAGUCCUUAUUAAUAGCAAUAUUGUUUUAUCAUCUGAGGAAAUAAAUAAAUUGAAGUCCAAUCCGGACUACAGCCAAGUAUUUAGGAUAAUAGUUGAUCACAGUGUAGAAGACUUGGACGACUAUCUGCAACAACCUAAUAAAUUUUCUGUGUCUCAAUUACCUAACACGGUUCAAGUGGCUCUAGGUGGAUUACAACGGCAACUAGAGGAAGCUGUGCAGCGUCAAACGGCAGUGAUAGAGGAUAAAAUACGUGCAUUUACUGCGGAACAGUAUCAGCUGUUGGAGCAAUUUCGCGAAAGAGCACACAACGAACAUAGGCUAUUAUCAAAACUAGUGUGUAAAGGAGAAGAGACAAGUAGAGUAACCAAUAAUAUAGAAACUCCGCCGACAACUCCCGACAGCUUUAAGAAUACUCUGACUACCUCUGCAGCUAAUAUGGUGGACGGUCCGAAAUCUACCGUAGCAUUAGACGAUACAAAAGUUCUCGCUGGCUCAAAUGUUAAACACGAGACAGCUCCUAGGCACUUUUCUAAUUCCGCUAAUAAUGAAAGUACGAAAAAGAAAAAGCCAUUAUAUAUUUGUACUAAAAGAUCAGUUAGCUUUGAUACGGAAACGAUGUUUACUCUCGACGGGGUAGAAGAUACAGAUGCUCCUAAUCAAAUACAAUCUUCGGAAGAGGAAUCUGAUACUGAUGAUUCGGGCCAAGACGAAGGGAUUCAUAUGCCAAAAAGUCAACGGGAUGGUCACUCCACUUUGGCUAAAUCGCUACCUGUCACUGUACCCGCUUUCCCUUCUAUGAUUCGUCGUAGAGUACAGGAUCAAGAUGACGAUCAGUUGCCCGGUGAUCCAUUCGACCCGAACAACAUUCGAGCUUCAAUUAAGGCCUUAGCCAAGAGCGUCCACGGUGAUACAAUAUUCGGAGACUUACCGCGUCCCAGAUUUUCUACACAGAUCUGACUUGUCAAGUACGAGCUAAGAAAUCCACUCGGUACUUAUCAGUGCUUUUGAUACAAUAUAUCAUAAUCCCUAUCACAUCCGUCAUUUGUCUUUCAAACAAAAAAAAAAGUUGCAAAAGGUUUAUGUAUACAGACUUAGAAGAAAUAUAUGGGCAGUUCUGCAAAAGUA
Molecule: messenger RNA, 2331 nt
Organism: Dinoponera quadriceps
Lineage: Eukaryota; Metazoa; Arthropoda; Insecta; Hymenoptera; Formicidae
Gene: PRAS40
Exons: 9
Coding region: 934-2163 (409 amino acids)
Biological process (GO): negative regulation of TOR signaling; negative regulation of protein kinase activity; neurotrophin TRK receptor signaling pathway
Cellular component (GO): cytoplasm
Source: RefSeq, a predicted model, not a curated record